Messenger RNA from Perca fluviatilis (European perch), 5005 nucleotides. It is a transcript of the gene usp42, whose product is annotated as ubiquitin specific peptidase 42. Gene Ontology annotation, molecular function: cysteine-type endopeptidase activity; cysteine-type deubiquitinase activity. The record is from RefSeq and is a predicted model, not a curated record. Gene Ontology annotation, biological process: regulation of apoptotic process; protein deubiquitination. Gene Ontology annotation, cellular component: cytosol; nucleus. NCBI's taxonomy places the organism in Eukaryota, Metazoa, Chordata, Actinopteri, Perciformes, Percidae.
UUUCAUUGCAGGUACCCGGAUGUACCCGUGGAGCAAUUAGCUACGUCAUUGUUCACCGCCGGACACCCGCUGGAAAUAAGGAAUGGAUUUACAAUCGCUACUAACGUAUUCAUGACAGAUUUUAGCAAUGAACAAUGACCAUAGUUGACAGAUCUUCAGAAAAGUCUGACCACGAGUCAGUCGGGUGUAAGCGAACUCCCUUUACCAGUGGAGACGCGGGGAUGGACGGCAGCUGUUCCAGCAGCUGGGCAAUGGGCAAUCCCACGAUGCCCAGCGACUCUCCGAGGCUGAAGGCUGCAGGAGGCUGCCUGGGCCCAACGCCUGGAGCUGCAGUCUACAACAGUACACCCUCCUCUGCGGACCGGCCCAAGGAGCAAGUGAUAAGCAGCGGUGAUGGCAUUGACUCGCCCCAGAAGGUCCUCUUCCCUCCAGAGCGGCUCAACCUGAAGUGGACCCAGGUUCAGCGCAUUGGUGCAGGCCUGCAGAACAUGGGGAACACCUGCUUCCUCAACUCAGCCCUGCAGUGUCUUACCUACACGCCUCCGUUUGCCAACUACUUGCUGACACGGGAGCACUCCAAAACAUGUCACGAGCCGGGGUUCUGUAUGAUGUGCACCAUGCAAAAUCACAUCAUUCAGGUUUUUGCAAACUCUGGGAAUGUCAUUAAGCCCAUUGGGGUGCUCAAUGAGCUCAAAAGGAUUGCUAAGCACUUCCGCUAUGGAAGUCAGGAGGAUGCCCAUGAGUUCCUGCGGUACACAGUGGAUGCUAUGCAAAAAGCCUGCUUACCUGGAACCAAAUUGGACAGGCAAACGCAGGCAACCACUUUCAUCCAUCAAGUCUUCGGCGGGUACCUAAGGUCCAGAGUUAAAUGUUUAAACUGCAAAGCAGUCUCCGAUACAUUUGACCCUUUUUUGGAUAUAACUCUCGAAAUUAAGACAGCUCCCAGUGUCUCCAAGGCUCUGGAGCAAUUUGUCAAGCCAGAACAGCUGGAUGGAGAAAACGCCUACAAAUGCACCAAGUGCAAAAAAAUGGUCACAGCCUCAAAGAGAUUUACCAUCCAUCGCAGCGCCAAUGUGCUCACCCUCUCACUCAAACGCUUUGCAAACUUCAGUGGAGGCAAAAUCACAAAGGAUGUGAAAUAUCCAGAGUACCUGGACCUGCAGCCCUUUAUGUCUCAAUCUCAAGGGGAGCCCCAGGUCUACGGGCUGUAUGCUGUGCUGGUCCACUCUGGAUUCAGCUGUCAUGCUGGACACUACUUCUGCUAUAUUAAGGCAAGCAAUGGGCAGUGGUAUCAGAUGAACGACUCCUCUGUGUCUGUCAGUGACAUCAGGUCUGUUCUCAACCAGCAGGCUUAUGUCCUUUUCUACAUCAAGUCCAGUGAUGUGAAAAAAACAGGGGACUACAGCCACAUGAGCCAUAACCCAGGCGUCCCUGGUCAGUCGUCUCCACGACCGGUGGUGAUACCACGCGUCAACACCACCGUACACCAAAACAACAUCGGCUUCAUCGGUCCCCAGCUGCCACCACACAUGACCAAGCGCCCGCUUCACGUUAAUGGGAACGGAUCUCUGAGGGACUAUCCCACCAACUCCAAGCCCAGCACCAGCAGCAGUGUUGUGGAAAAACCAAGCCAUGGACUGGCAUCUUCCUCUUCUUCCAUCUCCCACUCAAUCACCCGGCCCACAAUGAUCCCAGACCACGACAAGCGCCAGAAGCUUUCAUUCUUCAUUGGACAAGGCAAACCGAACCGCCCGUCCUCCUCCUCCUCGUCCUCUUACAGCCAGCCGUCCUCUGCCGCCAGCAGCAGCAGCAGCUCAUCCUCCUCCAGCUCUUUUAUCUCUUCUUUUUUUACUAAGUGUACAUAGCGCGUUAGAAACGGCAACCAUAACACGCACGUUGGAAUGGAUCGUCCGUUUUUCGGUGCCGUACGUCAAGAGUCUUCAGAGGAAUCGGACCAGGAGAACUGUGGCACUCUGGAUAACGGCGGUUCAGCCAAGUCACGCUUUAAUGGAAACGGCAGAACGGGAGAGGCAUUUAAUAAUUCUCCUCAAGCCACCAACGGAGAGUCGGGAGUACACCACAACGGUUACGGAUUAAAUGGACCAACCAAUGGCGUCUCUAAAUCCAGUCAAAAUGGGCACCAUUAUGGACACCACAAAGUGAAUGGACACAACCCCCCUGAUAAAAUCUCUGGCAGUAAUCAUGGCAGUUCAUCCACUGUGGCUACUGUUGCUGCUAAUGGACUAGAUAGUGACCAUAGUGAUACAAGCAAAGAGGCCCAUCAUUCUUCCUCAUCCCAGGCCAGUUCUUCUCAGAGCAUCCAUCCUGCUGCCAGUGAAAGCCAGCAUCUCUCCACUCCUGACACAAGGGCUAAAGCAGUGUCUGAACCCCUGCCUCAGUGUACAGCAUCCGCCGCCGUUAGCUCUCCACCUUCAGCUACAAAGACCCAUUCCGUCACAUCUAGGGAAUCUGCUUCCUCUUCUGCCCAGCAUGGCAACCCUGCGGCCUUAUCCAUCCCGCCAGACUGCUCCCAAAGCACCAAUGGGGUCUCUGCAGCUCCACAGAAGGUUAGCAGAGGUGGGGAAAAAGCAAAGGAUUCACCACAGACCAGUGAUACGUCAGCAGGCACUGAAAGACGCGCAGAUGCUAAGGCGCAACACCAGUCCAAGCCCAGUUCUAGAGGCAAUGAAGGACAAACUUCCCGAGACAGGGAGAGAGACAGGCUGUACUCUGACUGGAGCAGAGACAGGGAGAGACACGACAGGGAGAGACACUACAGGGACAGGAGUGGAGAAAGCGACGGUGAUCACCAUCGGCACAGACGGGACUCCCGAGAUCCCCACCAUCGCUCGUACAGGGAUCGUAUGCCUCCUCACGAUCGUUCCUACAGGGACUGGGAGUCUGAGCGUCGCUGGGAGCGGAACGUCCACCACCCGAGGGAGCGCGACCGUGACCGGUGCUCUCACCAUUACCACCACUAUCAUCACCACCGGUCCAGAGAGGACUGGGACCGUGAGCGGAGGGGACACGGUUAUCCAUAUCGCGAGGAGUCUCACAGUCGUGGGCGGUGGCAGCAGGAGAGUCGAGAACCCCGGGUGAUGAAGGACAAGAGCAACGGCAGAGAGAGGGACUAUUAUCCGUCAAAAGAGGAGACUUCCUCGCCUCCCACAGAGCGAGAAACCUCCACAAAGUCCAAGGACUCGCCUCCUCGGGCUCGUCUCUCCACGUUUGAAUCGGCUCCAAACAGGGAGGACCAGAAUCACAGGACUGCUGAUCCGUUGAGCAAGGAGAGGGACGACAGCUCGGAGGCCCGCCGCUCUAAAAAACACAAAAAGAGCAAGAAAAAGAAGAAGUCAAAGGAUCAAGACAGACACCGCGAGAGCGGAAGCUCCGCUUCGGACUCGGACAGAGCCGCUGAAACAAAAAAGAAGAAGAAGAAAAAGCGGAGGCAGCGGGACAGCGAGGCCGAGCAGCACAGCCCAGGAGCAGCUCGGAGCCACAAGAACGGCAGCAGUGAGGAGAGGGAGAGCCGCAAGCGACGUUACCAUGACACCAGGGACGCGAAACACAGUGGUUUUUCGCCAGAAAAGCGCCGGCGCACAGACUACACCGAUGGCGCCAGCGACCAUCUACUCCCCUCCAUCCACACCUCCCACACAAACGGUUCCACCCACCACCACCUCAACGGAUACAAAGGAAAUGGUUAUAGCCAAACCAAUGGCGACUCCCACGGAUUCUCCAGUGGCUUGAAACACUGACUACACAUCAACACCAUUUUAACAACAGCAGAGGAAUGACAUCAACAACUUUUUUGACUUGGUGCUUCUUCGUUGGGAAUAUAUUGUAUUUUUACCACAACGAAAGUGUUUUAAAUGUUCAGAAUUUUUUUUUUUAAGGCAAUGAUUUAUUUGCCAUGAUUCUCCUAACUAUGGUUAAAAACAAACUCUCACCCAUUGGACAUUUAUGAUGAAAAAAAAAAAAAUAUAUAUAUAUAUAUACACAUACACACACACACACACACACACACACACACACACACACACACACACACACACACACACACACUUGUAUGAACACAAACAAAGCCUGGCGCUUAAACAUCUCAACUGCUGCUCAGUGGAACUCAGGACUUGAAAACCUGCAAACAUCCAUCGUGGAGAUCCACCUGCUUCAAAUAAAAAUGAAACUUAAUGGGAAACGUGUUGCUGGGGAGAAAAGGCUUCACGUUGGCUGCAAGUUUAAGAUGUCACCAUAUUUACAGAGCCGUGAUGUUUUUGAGUUUUUUAUUUCUUUGAUCCCACUGGGAGCGGACAAACUAAUGGAGGGAGAUAUUCCUGAACAGACAGACGAGUGCAGCGCAGCUCCAAGGCUUCGCUGACUGAUGGCUCCACAUAAACCCUGGACAGACUUGAGGACAUUUCCCAGUUUUUUUUUUUUUUUUUUUUUUUGCUCUAAAGCCUAAGAUUCACUAUGUAAUUUUUAAACUUUUUCACAGAUGCUAAGGUUUUUUCUCUGGAUCAUGCCUCUCUCACAUUCUUUUUCUUUUUAAACAUUGGGGGGAAAAAAGAAGGAAAAAAAAAAAUGCAUCAACAAUAUGUUAUCAUGACUGUGGACCAUUUGUGUUUGCUUUUUAAUGAAAAAUACAGUUUGUCUUCUAGCGUCAUCAAAAAUACUGUGAAUUUAAUUUUGGACUGUACUAUCAGUUAUUUUUAUACGUAAAAAUCCUGUAUCAGGGUUAUCCGUAGAUGUUUUGUUCUGCUUUGUUUUUAGAAAAAAAUCCAUGUUAAUUUUGACCAUACUCUGGACAAACUACGGCAAGGAAUAUGGUUUGCUUCUUUUUUUUUGUUUUCAACCUUCGACAGAAGUUAAAAAAAAACUGCUGUUUUACUUUUUUAGUUUAGCAUGUCAGAAUUUAUACAUUGUAUAAGGUAAAAGCCUUAAAAUACACUUGUUCAUGUCAGAAAUUGUAACUGUUCUUGGUCUUUGACUUUGUUUACAAGCUGCA